GGCCGGACCGCGCGAGGCGGGGGUGGGGCUGCGCGCGCGCAGAGCGGCGCCGCUGCCUCCUCCUCCUCCUCGUUCUCCUCCCGAGCAGCGGCGGCGGCGGCGCGGCCGCGCGGAGCUUCCACAGCCGCUGCCAGGGCCGCCCAGCCCGGAUCCCGCUCUGAUAUGGCUCGUGGACAGCAGAAGAUUCAGUCGCAGCAGAAAAAUGCCAAAAAGCAAGCUGAGCAAAAAAAGAAACAAGGACAUGAUCAGAAGGCUGCAGCCAAGGCUGCCUUGAUAUAUACCUGCACUGUCUGUAGGACUCAAAUGCCGGAUCCCAAGACCUUCAAACAGCACUUUGAAAGCAAGCAUCCUAAGACUCCACUUCCUCCAGAAUUGGCUGAUGUUCAGGCGUAAAGUUGUCUACAGGUGAAGUCAUGACACCUAUUGACUCUUCUACUGUCAGACCUUACAUAACAAACCUGCAGCUGCUUUUCUAAAACUGUUGAUCAGCAAAAAUGAAGGGGCUACAGAAACAUUCAUAUUUUUAUGCUGUUCCCUCUUGGGCUUCUUGAAAAGACAAUUCUGUGUAAAUGUACAGUUGUGCCCUAUUUGGAAAUCCUGAAAAAUCAGUCCAUACUUGUUAUAAAAAUUUUUUUACAAUUGUAAUUAUAUUGAUGUUCAUAUUGUGUAAAAUAACUCACUUAAUAAAGUAGUACUUUGAUUUUACAAUAUCACAGAUUAACUCCUUGUAGAAAUUCUGUUUCAACUUUCUGCAUUAUCUGCCUUAUAAAAUAAUAAAAAAGACAAAAGUGGAAUUUUCCCCAUCCUGCCAAAACAUGAGCAGUAUCAUUCCACUGAAAGUAAUGUACAUUACAGUAAAUUAAAAUGGAAAGGGAAGCUGCUCAUAUUUACUGUCCAAUGUGCUGCCUGCUUGAGCCCAGCCACUAGUGGUCAAGCUGACGGCUCAAGGCACAGCACUUGCCCAAGCAGCUGCAUGAGAAUCAUGAGACUUCCUCCUACAUUUUUGUCCUGGGUAUUGGAACCUAAAUACUGCAAGCCAUUUCAAAUAGGAUUCCUUUACUGUGAGGGAUCAUGUUCCUUUAAGUCAUGCACUGGAGAGACUCUGGUUAUGCUUUUAUCCUUUCUAUUUAGGUAGAUGACUGAGGAAGCUGAGGGGUGGCAGGUUUGAAUGCUUCUGGGUAUGCUGACUUGAAAAAUGCUUGCAAAUACUAGGUUAAAGCAGAUCUGCUCUUAGUUGAAAAAUGGGUUUGAAAAUAUUUUUAAUGAUAUUUUGAGCAGUCAACCACACAUGUUCCCCCUCAAAUCUGUCUGGUUAUUUCUCUCUUCAAGAAAUACGUAAAAUAGCCAGCCAUUAAUAACCUUCCUUCACAGCCAGCUUAAAAUAAGAAUGUUGGAAAAGAGCCAAAGUAACUAAAAUAAUAUGGCUACUUAAAGAAAUCAGAUGUGAUUAAAGUUGCAUUGAUAAGAAAAAGCUGGAUAAUAACUCUGGCCAAGAACAUUUGAGCAGAUAAACAUAAUUAUCUUUAAACUGUUCUGGGCUGAGUUCUAAUCCCGGAUGUACAGCACAGAAGUGGAAAAACAUCUGAAUUGUGCUAGAAGGUCUGACAUACAAAUUUCCAUCUUUGGCAUUUGGAGGGGGCUUAUUUAAGAGCUUUAGUUUUGACUCUGCAGUGAGAAGCAAUACUAGAAUUGCUGGGAUUUGCGAGUUUACAAUAGAUGUAAAAAUUCUGGCAGUCCAACUAACCCUUGCUAUGCAGCAGGACUGUACAUCUGGCCUUCACAUGGCUUCCUAAAAUCUAGGACCAUAGUCUCAAAGACUCAUUCACUUAAAAGAAUGCACUUGGUAUUUUAUUAUAUAAAGUCAAAGCCUUUGUCUUCGUCCACUCAUUUGCUCUUUAUUGAACUACUGUGAGACUAGCUUCCUGUCCUCUUUGCUGUGACAGUAUCUCUGUAAAUACUUACUUUGGCAUAAAGUUACUCUGUAUUAUAGUCACUCUGGGAUAACCUGUAUACCACUUAACUUUUAUAGAUAAUGUUAUUCUCCUCAGCGUAAUCCACUACUGCACUUGUACACCUGACAUGAGAAUGUAACGCUUGAUUUAUUUUUCUUUAAUGUUAUCAAUACAUAUAUCCCGACAAACUGGCUCCACAAGGCAAGAAAUCUGCUCUUGACCUUUGUGCUGUAUGGGGGAGAGGUACUGCAAUGUUCUAAUGCUGUAGUUUGUCUAAGAAUACGCUGAGUGCAAAUGGAUAAAGAUGUUUCUUGCGCUGAUUGGUAUUUGAUAAUCUGGUUUUACUUUGAAAAAUGUUUGGGGAUGUAUCCCUAUAGCUUGGUCCUGAGGUGAAGUAUAUGUUCUAUUCCUUCAAUUCAGAUUGUGUAGCAUUAAAUAAAAAGACUUUGUUUCAUAAACAAUCUCUCUUAAUGAGCACUGAAGAGUUGGAAAGCUGCAUCAGUAGUGGGAUGAUUAACUUCAGUUAGAACCGUGUUUUCAAAACUCCAUGAUGCUCAAGUUGAAAAUACCUUCUGAAAUGAUGGGGUUUCUAUUAUUGGAAGGAAAGGAUGAUGCUUGGUUCAAUAAAAUCCCUAGCUACAAUAGCUGUAAUCUCAAUCACAGAACUAAAUGAAAGCUAUGACUGAAGUGUUGUAAAGGCUGUACCAAAUGUGGGAAUAGUCCUCAUUUAGAAUUAUCUGCAAUACUCCUUAUACCUAAAAGGUCAGAGGAGGGACUAGUUCUCCAUCAUCUCUUCCUGAUCUGGAGGUAACACACCCUGGUACCUGGCUAAAGACACAGUUGUGUGUUGUAAUGUGUCUGAUUAAAGAGAAUUAAAAAUGUAAAAUGU
Chiroxiphia lanceolata (lance-tailed manakin) is the source of this 2841-nucleotide messenger RNA. RefSeq names its product zinc finger protein 706 (gene ZNF706). The record is from RefSeq and is a predicted model, not a curated record. The transcript has 4 exons. The coding region runs from base 163 to 393 and encodes 76 amino acids. Lineage: Eukaryota; Metazoa; Chordata; Aves; Passeriformes; Pipridae.